ACAGCCAGUCUUCCGCUAAUGAGGCUUUUAUUUUGAAUGUGGUGACCGGAAGCUGUGUCAGUAACUGUCUAGUAUUGACCCUGUUCGGGCCACAGUGGAUUCAGAUCCCAACGCUUGGCUGACUUCAGGACACUAACGUUAGCUCCCGCUACAUGUAUGUUAAUAAAAACACAGAAGGAACAGUGGAAUUGAACACACAUGGAUCCCAACCGGAUAAUCCAGGCUCUGAAAGGGACCAUCGACCCGAAUUUGAGGAUCGCAGCGGAGAAUGAGCUUAAUCAGUCCUACAAGAUCAUCAACUUUGCACCGACACUGCUUCAGAUCAUUGUGUCGGAGCAGGUGGAGUUUCCUGUUCGUCAGGCAGCGGCGAUAUACCUGAAGAACAUGGUUAGUCAGUACUGGCAGGACAGGGAGCCGUCUCUGGGUGAGGUUGUCUUUCCCUUCAACAUCCAUGAAAAUGACCGGCAGCAGAUCAGAGACCACAUUGUGGAGGGCAUCAUUCGCUGUCCAGAGUCCAUACGCGCCCAGCUGACCAUGUGUCUGCGAGCCAUAAUCAAGCAUGACUUCCCUGGACGCUGGACUGCCAUUGUGGACAAGAUCGGCAUGUACCUGCAGUCUCAGAACAGCGGCAGCUGGUAUGGCAGCCUGCUUGCUCUCUACCAGCUGGUCAAAACCUACGAGUACAGGAAGGCAGAUGAGAGGGAGCCGUUGCUGGCAGCCAUGCAGAUCUUCCUGCCGAGGAUCCAACAGCUGAUCAGCCAGCUUCUGGCUGAUGCCACCAUCUUCUCUGUCCUCAUCCAGAAACAUAUCCUCAAGAUCUUCCAUGCUCUUGUGCAGUACUCGCUGCCUCUUCAACUGAUCAACAACACAGUGAUGACUCAGUGGAUGGAAAUUCUACGAGACAUAAUGGACCGAGACGUCCCUGCUGAGACGCUGGAGGUAGAUGAGGACGACCGUCCUGAGCUGGCAUGGUGGAAGUGUAAAAAGUGGUCACUGCGCAUCAUCACCAGACUGUUUGAGCGGUAUGGAAGUCCUGGUAAUGUGACAAAGGAAUACUACGAGUUUGCAGACUUUUUCCUGAAGACAUAUGCAGUGGGUAUACAGCAGGUCCUGCUGAAAGUGGUGGAUCAGCACCGACAGAGGCAGUACGUGACUCCUCGUGUCCUGCAGCAGUGCCUCAACUACCUCAACCAGGGCUUGUUGCACUCCCUGACCUGGAAACAGAUGAAACCACACAUACAGACCAUAUGUCAAGAGGUCAUCUUCCCCCUCAUGUGUUACAAAGACGAGGAUGAGAAGCUGUGGCAGGAAGACCCCUAUGAGUACAUCCGCAUGAAGUUUAACCUCUAUGACGACCACGCCCUCCCAGCCACAGCUGCUCAGAGCCUCCUGUGUAAAGCUUCCCGCAAAAGGAAGGAGGUUCUUCCUCAGAUGAUGGAGUUCUGCCACCAGAUGCUGAUGGACCCCUCUGCUGACCCCCGCAGGAAGGACGGAGCACUGCACUGUAUUGGUGCUCUGGCUGAGCUUCUACUGAGGAAGAGAAUGUACAGAGAGCAGAUGGAGCUGAUGCUGCAGAACUAUGUCUUCCCUUUGCUCAACUCUCCUAUGGGUUACCUGCGAGCCAGAUCAUGCUGGGUGCUCCACUGCUUCAGUCCACUGCGUUUCCAUGAUGAGCUGGUGCUGAGGAACGCUGUCGAGUUGGUCAAACAGGAUCUAAUCGAGGACAAAGAGAUGCCCGUCAAGGUGGAGGCCUCCAUAGCUCUGCAGACGCUGGUCAGCAACCAGGAACAAGCCAAGCUGUACAUCAGGCCAUACAUCCGGCCAGUCAUGCAGGAGCUGCUGCAUGUGGUGAAAGAGACGGAGAAUGAUGAUUUGACCAAUGUCAUUCAGAAGAUGAUCUGUGAGUACAACCACGAGGUGGCUGCCAUCGCUGUGGACAUGACGCAGAACCUGGCGGAUAUCUUCACCAGGGUCCUGCAGAGUGAGGAGUAUGAGGAGAACGAGGACAAGACUGUCAUGGCUCUUGGCAUCCUGAGCACCAUCGACACCAUCCUCACUGUCAUGGAGGACCAUAAGGAGAUCACGCAGCAGCUGGAGGGGAUCUGUUUGCAGGUGAUCGGCCUGGUCUUGCAGAAGCCCAUCAUAGAAUUUUAUGAGGAGAUCCUGUCGCUAGCGUUCGGCCUUACCUGUCAGACCAUCUCCCCCCAGAUGUGGCAGCUGCUGGGCGUCCUGUACGAGGUCUUCCAGCACGACUGCUUCGAUUACUUCACAGAUAUGAUGCCUCUUCUGCACAACUACGUUACAGUGGAUACAGACAUGCUCUUGUCCAACCCAAAGCACCUAGAGGUCAUCUACAGCAUGUGCAAAAAGGUGCUGACCAUAGAUGCAGGUGAGGACGCAGAGUGUCAUGCUGCCAAACUGUUGGAGGUCAUCAUCCUGCAGUGCAGAGGCAGAGGCAUUGACCAGUGCAUACCUCUGUUUGUGGAGGCAGUGCUGGAGCGUUUGAUGAGGGGGGUGAAGUCCAGCGAGCUGAGAACCAUGUGUCUGCAGGUGGCCAUCGCUGCUCUGUACUACAACCCAGUCCUGCUCAUCCACACUCUGGACAACAUGCACUUUCCACACAACCCGCAGCCCAUUACUGCCCACUUCAUCAACCAGUGGAUAAAUGACACAGAGUUCUUCCUUGGGCUCCAUGACCGCAAGAUGUGUAUUAUCGGCCUGAGCGUGCUGAUGGAGCUGCCCAGCCGACCGGCAGUCCUUGAGGGAAUUGCCACCCAGAUCAUCCCCUCCAUCCUGCUCCUUUUCCUGGGCCUCAAACACCUCUAUGCCUCCCGUCUCAUCAACAAGCCAGACCUGCUGGCCCGCGCAGGGCCUCAGGAUGAAGACCAGAAUGAGGAGAUUCCAAGUGAUGAAGAUGAGGUGAAUGAGAACCGAAAUGCCAUGCAGCAGCAGACCAGCACGCCGACAGGCCAGGGCGGCGAGGACGAUGAUGAAGAUGAAGAUGACUACUGGGAUGAUGAUGGCUUUGAGGGAACACCCCUGGAAGAGUACAGCACGCCUCUCGACUAUGACAAUGGAGAGGACGAGUAUCAGUUCUUCACCUCAGCCCUGCUCAGAGUCCAGAACACCGAUGCAGUCUGGUACCAGAGUCUGAUGGCUCCGCUCAGUGACGACCAGAAGAAACAGCUGCAGGAGAUCUACAGCAUCUCACAGCAGAGGAGGAGCACUGCCGCCAAGGGCCAAUGAACACUGAGGAGUCAGAUGAACUGCAGAGUCAGAGGAAGGGGAUGAAGAAGAGAGCAGCUGGUCUGACCUGAAUUGACGUUAAUU
This is a messenger RNA of Seriola dumerili (greater amberjack), 3330 nucleotides long. RefSeq names its product importin 8 (gene ipo8). Lineage: Eukaryota; Metazoa; Chordata; Actinopteri; Carangiformes; Carangidae. The transcript is spliced from 25 exons. The coding region runs from base 199 to 3246 and encodes 1015 amino acids. The record is from RefSeq and is a predicted model, not a curated record. Gene Ontology annotation, biological process: protein import into nucleus. Gene Ontology annotation, molecular function: small GTPase binding. Gene Ontology annotation, cellular component: nuclear envelope; cytosol.